GUGACCACGCUGCCGUUUUUGCGGAGCACGCCGGCGAGCUGCCGACGAAUGACCGUUGCGGAGGUGAAGGCGCUAGGUCCCAAGCAGAAGGUGGGAGAGGUUCGCGGACAAGUGCGUCUCGGCGGCGCCGCCAGCAGAGUGGUUCAGGUCAACCAGGCAGACUGCGAGCUGAGGGAGGUGAGGAUCUCCGACGGGACGGGUGAGGUCAAGGUGACGCUCUGGGACAGCUUCGUCGGCCAGGUCGAGGAAGGCUUGUCCUACGCAUUCACGAACCUUUCUACACGGGACAGAGAGGGCUUCAUUAGCUUAUGCACCGGUCCGACGAGCUCCAUCGAGGAAAUCGCAAACUUGGCCGUCCCGGAGGAAGGAGGGGGCGACAAGAGCGACACCUCAACGGCGCUUUUCAGCGCCACCGUAAAGGGCAUCGAGGUCAGGAUCGUUCGGAAGUGCUCGAGCUGCCGCUUCGUUCAGAGGCAGUUCGUGGAGCGGUCCGUGACGCACAGGUGCGAGGGUUGCAGGCUCAAGCAGGGGGCCCUGUCGUUUUGCCCGUCUUUUGCGGGAAAGGCCGUCUUAUCGACUGCCGGCGCGGAACACAGCGUGACGCUGACCAGCUCGGUGCUGUCCUCGUACCUGCGCGCCGCCGGACUCGGCGGCAUCUUCAACGCGCGGACGCAAUAGAGGACCACUUUCUCCAGUCGGCGUUUGACCUGAAGGUCAGUGUCGACGGCUUUCUUGUAUCCAUCCAUCCUGCGGACGAGAGUGGCGGUUCAGGCACGGCAGAGCUGUGGGACGUCGACGAGGCAGAGGACGCGCUGCCGUUAAAGGAAGACCAGGCGGGGCAAGGCGGCACGGCGGCUGCUGGUCCGUU
Molecule: messenger RNA, 868 nt
Organism: Triplophysa dalaica
Lineage: Eukaryota; Metazoa; Chordata; Actinopteri; Cypriniformes; Nemacheilidae
Exons: 2
Coding region: 49-678 (209 amino acids)
Source: RefSeq, a predicted model, not a curated record